Messenger RNA from Gymnogyps californianus (California condor), 419 nucleotides. RefSeq names its product NOTCH regulated ankyrin repeat protein (gene NRARP). The record is from RefSeq and is a predicted model, not a curated record. Gene Ontology annotation, molecular function: phosphatase regulator activity; enzyme inhibitor activity; protein binding. Bases 60 to 407 code for a protein of 115 amino acids. Lineage: Eukaryota; Metazoa; Chordata; Aves; Accipitriformes; Cathartidae. The transcript has a single exon. Gene Ontology annotation, cellular component: cytoplasm.
UGCCCGGGCGGGCGGAGGCGUCGCCGUCCAUGCGGGGCGGCGGGGCGUGAGGCGGCGGCAUGAGCCAGAGCGAGGUGUCGCCGUGCGCGGCGCCGCCGCCCAGCCAGCGCGUCUUCCAGGAGGCGGUGCGGCGCGGCAACACCAAGGAGCUGCAGUCCCUGCUGCAGAACAUGACGAACUGCGAGUUCAACGUCAACUCCUUCGGGCCCGAGGGGCAGACGGCGCUGCACCAGUCCGUCAUCGACGGCAACCUGGAGCUGGUCAAGCUCCUGGUCAAGUUCGGCGCCGACAUCCGCCUGGCCAACCGGGACGGCUGGAGCGCCCUGCACAUCGCCGCCUUCGGGGGCCACCAGGACAUCGUCCUCUACCUGAUCACCAAGGCCAAAUACUCCGCCGGCGCCCGGUGAUGCCGGGGCCGC